GUGUCACAUAAUCUUGUCUCCUAUAGAUAUUGCUGAGUCUUCGUACUAUUUUCACCGCGAGGAGAAAGAGAGCGGAUCGUAAAAAUUACGUCAAAACUCAGAGUCCGAGUGAUAUUCGUACCACAGCAACUGGGGUAUUCUGUUGGACCGGUGUUCGCGGGACUGAGGUCGAGAUUUUAUCGGGACCGUUACAUGAUUGCCUCGGCGCUGGGAGAGGAACCCCCCGAGGAAGAUGUCUGACACGGAGUCAUCGCCCUAUCGCCACGAACCGGUGGAGGAUUGGUAUAUCGUGGGAGAGGAAAUAGGAAGUGGCCAUUUUGCGGUUGUAAAAAAAGUUGUGUGCAAAAGAAGUGGAACUGAAUUUGCAGCAAAAUUCAUUCGGAAAAAACGAGCGUCAACAAGUCGAAGAGGGGCACGAAGAGAGGAUAUUGAGAGAGAGAUUUCCAUCCUUCAGGAACUGAACCACGUGAAUAUCAUCAAACUGUAUGAUAUAUUUGAAGACAAGCAAGAUGUGACGCUCAUCUUAGAACUGGUUUCUGGUGGUGAGCUGUUUGACUUUAUAGCAGAGAGGGAUGUCCUACAUGAGUCUGAAGCCACAGCAUUCAUUGCCCAAGUGCUGGAAGGGCUGGCCCACAUGCACCUGAAGAACAUAGCACACCUGGAUCUCAAGCCUGAAAACAUACUCCUGACAAACAGAGCCCAGGCGGUAAUCAAGCUGAUUGACUUUGGCAUCUCCAGAAAAAUAGAAGAUGGCAAAAAUGAAAUCCAGAUGUUGGGAACACCUGAGUUUGUAGCCCCUGAGGUGAUAGCAUACGAACCACUAGGGCUCUACACAGACAUGUGGGCUGUGGGUGUUAUAACCUAUAUUCUACUGAGUGGUUGCUCUCCAUUCCUGGGAGAUAACAAACAGGAGACGUUUGCAAACAUCUGUGCUGUGGACUUCUCUUUUGAUGACGAAUUCUUUGGGAACACCAGUGACCUUGCCAAGGAUUUUAUCAGGGGACUACUAGUUAAACAUCCUGGGAGGAGAGCUUCCGUGACAGAUUGUCUUUCACAUCCUUGGAUCAAGCUGUUCUUUGAUGAGAGAGAGCGACUGUAUGAGAUGAACAGGGGUUAUGAAUUGGUGAUGCAGCCAAUAAAUGACAGACAGAAGGAAGAACGCAAGGAGGCCAAGACCAAUCUGGAGAGGUUUAAGACAUUCAAUGCAAGAAGAAAAUGGAAGCAAUCACUGAAGGUGGUCUCCCUUUGCAACCGCCUGUCACGUAGCAUCAAGAACCGAAACAACAUGAAUGGGGAUGAGGCACAAGAAGAGGACGAGGAGGAGUCUUUUGUGCUGCGGACACUUUUCCACUGUAUUGAGGACAGCAACCUGGGGGGGAUCCGCCACCUCCUGCAGUCUCUCACCAGCUUCGACAUCAACCAAGCCAACAAGCAUGGGGAGACAGGGCUCCACCUUGCUGCAGGCUAUGGACACAUGGACAUCCUGAAGUUUCUACAUGAGCAAGGUGCCAAGAUGGACAUUAAAGAUAAGCAUGGUGAUAAUGCAGUUUACUGGGCAGCCAGGCAGGGGCAGGUGGAGGCCAUCAAGUUCCUGAAGGACUUCUGUCCACUGGACAUCCAAGACAAGGUAAGGGACACUUCAGCUUUUAGCAUUUUGACUAAAUUUGUGGUUGCCCCAGAGUGAAUAGUUAUGUCUGUU
This is a messenger RNA of Branchiostoma belcheri (Belcher's lancelet), 1699 nucleotides long. RefSeq names its product death-associated protein kinase 2-like. The transcript has 15 exons. The coding region runs from base 233 to 1684 and encodes 483 amino acids. Gene Ontology annotation, biological process: intracellular signal transduction; protein phosphorylation; positive regulation of apoptotic process. Gene Ontology annotation, cellular component: nucleus. The record is from RefSeq and is a predicted model, not a curated record. Gene Ontology annotation, molecular function: ATP binding; protein binding; protein serine/threonine kinase activity. Lineage: Eukaryota; Metazoa; Chordata; Leptocardii; Amphioxiformes; Branchiostomatidae.